CAUGUAAUACCUUCAGGAUCUGAAAUUCAAGGGACAUCAACCAUUUGUUGUUUUGGUUUGAAAUCACGCGACAAUUUGCGAGAGGUUCCUUGCGCAUGCGCUAAGUUCCUAACAACCUGUCAACAAAGUGUGGGGGAAAUUUAUUAUCAUCGUUGAAAACUCCAUUUAUGAAAUAACAGAUAAGUUGACAGGAUGUAUAGUCGAGGGAACUCAGGUUUGAGCACCUACAGCAGACCCGAAAAGAAACCGAGUAAGAACCAACGUGUUAAAGUAUGGUGUAGAGUAAGACCAACUGCUAAUUUUGAUACAGACCAUAUAGAACUAGUCCCUGAUGGAAAGAGUGUAAAUGUACACCAGAAGAAAGAGUCUGCGAAGGGAGUUGUCAAUAACCAGAUUCUAGACUGGUCCUUUAGACUGGAUGGUAUCUUUCAUAAUGCUAGCCAGGACCAUGUCUUUGACACAGUGGCUGCAGAUAUUGUAACUUCUGCUCUGGAUGGUUACAAUGGAACAAUGAUGUGUUAUGGACAGACAGGAGCUGGAAAAACAUUCACAAUAACUGGUGCUACUGAAAGUUAUAAACAGAGAGGAAUUCUGCCCAGGUCCAUAUCACAGCUGUUCAGGGAGAUAGAGGAAAGACCUGAAUAUUCUAUCACUGUCAGAGUUUCAUACUUAGAAAUCUACAAUGAGUCUAUGGUAGAUCUGUUAGCAACACUGCCAGAAGCCAUUAAUCAGGAAAAUGGUGGCUCAAUGUCAGUAGCCGAGAAUCAGUACGGAGUCUAUGUUAAAGGAUUGUCUUGUCAUCUCACACAGAAUGAAGAAGAGGCUCUCAAUUACUUGUUUGAGGGAGAAACUAACAGAGCUAUUGCAGCCCAUUCACUGAAUGCACAGUCCUCUAGGUCUCACUGUAUAUUUACUCUGUAUAUUGAGACAAGAUCAAGAGUACAGUCAAAUGCUAGAUAUACAGUUUCUAAAUUGAACUUUGUUGAUUUAGCUGGAUCUGAAAGAUUAAGUAAAACUAAGUCUGAUGGAAAAACACAACAAGAGGCAAUGUACAUUAAUAAAUCAUUGACAUUUUUGGAACAAGUCAUUGUAGCAUUAGCCGAUCGGCGUAGAGAACAUAUUCCUUUCCGCCAGUCAAAACUAACACAUUGUCUAAAAGAUUCUAUUGGUGGAAAUUGUAACACACUCCUGAUAGCUAAUAUCUGGGGAGAAAAACAACAGUUAGAAGAAUCAGUAUCAACAUUGCGUUUUGCCACCAGAAUGAUGUGUGUUGCCAGUGAACCAUCAAUGAAUGAAAUUAUAGAUCCUGUGGUACAAUGCAAAAGAUUAGAAAAAGAAAUCCAGCAUUUAAAACAAGAGUUAGCCAUGCAUGAUACUUUGACAAACAGAAGCCACAUAACCUAUGAUUCUUUAUCAGAACAGCAGAGAUAUGAGAUCAGACAACAAGUUAGAAGAUAUUUGGAAGGACAUUUAGAUGAAAUAGAUAUAAUAAAUUUAAGACAGGUUCAAGGAGUGUUUGAUUCGUUUAAAGAUAUUUAUGUACAAAUGGAGAAAGAUGUUGAGGAACGAUUACGACAGAAAUUUACAUUGAUUGACAGAACUGACCCAGCAGCUAUUGCAGCAGCUCAACAGUCUGGUCUGCCAGUCACAGAUGAUGGUCUUUUGGUUGGAGAGACCGAUGGGGUAGGCUUUGGAGUAGGAAUGGCUCCUAAAUCAGCUAAAGCAGACCCAUCCUCAGUAGUUCAACUAAAAAGGAAAGAAAAGGAAAAAGAGACAAAGAAAGGAAAAUUAUCAAGACAAGAUACAAAAAGUCCAACCGGGGGUAAGAGUGUUAGUAGUCCUUCACACAGUGCUAAAGGAGAGAGGGAGGUGAAGUCACCACACCCAUCAGUGGACAGGACCAGGGAAGAAGAUGCUGCCACACCAGCCAGCUCAUUGGGAGGUCCCAAAACAGACAGAACAGCCAGGGCUAGUACACCACCGAGUAGAACUACAGCUUUUGACAUAUUCAAGUCAGAGAAAGGAACAGAAUUGAACAGAAUCUUAGUUGAAAAUAAGGACAUUUUAGCAUCAAAUAAGAAAACAUAUACCGACCUAGCACGAGGUAUAAAUCACAACAAAAUAGAGAUAGAUCAAUGCAGAAUGAAAUUAGAAAAAUUAAAAGAGGAGAGAGAAUCUAAUGGCACACAAUAUAAUGAAGAGGGAGAUAUAAUUAUAAGUGAAGAAGAAUUCAUGGAGGUGAAGAGAUUGAAAGAACUGAAAUCUAAAUAUAAAACAGAUUACGACAACCUGAAAAAUCUUAAGGCAAAGGUUCAGUACUGCCAACGACUGGUCGACAACUGUAGGCAAAAACUAAUACAAGAAUUUGACAAAUGGUAUUCAGAAAGCUUUUUGAGUCAGACUGAAGAUGGCACCACAACCACAAGUAUGGCUGCUGGCCAUGGUAUCAGACCUGGUGUGUUACCUCCCUUUAAUCCAAACACAGUGCCUGAAGAUGAACAAGAAAAGUUUGACAGAUUACAGAUGGAACUGUUGAUGAACAAUCCUGAUUCAGCUGCCUUCUUUAAUGCUCAACACAGAACACAGAGAAGGAAAACAUAUGAAGCAGCCAUGAUGCAGCCACAACCAUCUUACAGACGGUCUCCAGGAACACCCACAAUAUCAAUAAGGAAUCGUCCUCCAAACAUGUUACAAAUUAGUCAGUGAACAAUAUGUAACAGACUUUUUGAUUGGAUGAUAGACUGAUAGUGUCGUCUGCUGAAAACAAUCAUUUGCAUAUUUUAAAUAUCAUUAUAUGUAUACUUUCUAGUGAUAUUACCAACAUUGCUAAAAGAAAGAAAAGAUGUCAAAAAAAUAAAAAAAAAGUGCAAAUUUUUAA
This is a messenger RNA of Mytilus trossulus (common blue mussel), 2878 nucleotides long. Its product is annotated as kinesin-like protein KIF9. The coding region runs from base 193 to 2706 and encodes 837 amino acids. Gene Ontology annotation, molecular function: microtubule motor activity; microtubule binding; ATP hydrolysis activity. The transcript is spliced from 20 exons. Gene Ontology annotation, cellular component: microtubule; kinesin complex. Gene Ontology annotation, biological process: microtubule-based movement. NCBI's taxonomy places the organism in Eukaryota, Metazoa, Mollusca, Bivalvia, Mytilida, Mytilidae. The record is from RefSeq and is a predicted model, not a curated record.